AUGGACAAAGAAAAGGAAGAUGUUAACUCACAUCAGGUUGAGAAGACGGAAGACAUGGAGAAUUCAAUGGAGAUAUACGCCAGAAUCAUGGCGGAGCAUAAGCCAAACCCGCGAGGUCCAGGCUACAUCAAGUUGUACGCUGUGUCUGGACUUAUAUUCCUCUGCUCGACCAUGAAUGGUUUCGACAGCUCUCUUAUGGGCUCCAUCAAUGCUCUUCCGAACUAUACCUCAUACUUCAACCUCCCGGAGAACGGCAAUGCCAGUACCGGCAUUGUCGGUCAGAUGUCUGGAGCUCUCUUCAUCUGGAUGACGGAUUGGUACGGUCGAACCUGGCACAUCUUCUUUGGCUGUCUGGGAGUGUGCCUCGCCACCAUAAUGACCUCCCUGGCGCCCAACUUGCCCACGUUCAUCGGCGGACGAUUUCUCCUGUCAUUUUUUGCAACAUGCGCCCACACCGCUGCUCCUCUAUACCUCGUCGAGAUCGCUCCGCCGGCCUACCGAGGUACAAUUGCAGGAAUGUACAAUACUUUCUACAACGUCGGUUCCGUCUUCGCUACUUCCGCUGUAUACGCCUGCCACAAAUACCUAGCCCAUCAUGAUAAUUUGGACUGGAGAAUUCCUCUGUGGCUUCAGCUUGUUUGCCCAGCCAUUGUCUGUAUAUCCAUCAAGUGUUUCCCCGAGUCGCCUCGAUGGCUGGUCGCUAAGGACCGUCACGCCGAAGCCGAGGCUAUUCUCAUUAAGUACCAUGCAAACGGUGAUACAGCUCAUCCACUAGUUCAGCUUCAGAUGAAAGAGAUGGCUGCCAAUUUGGACACCCAGCAUGUAGCCUCGUGGAAAGAUUUGUUUGACCUGGGCGUCCUCGUGGAAUCUCACUCUAGCCGUUACAGACUGAUGCUCAACAUCGCUUUCUCCUGGUUCGGUCAGUUCAGUGGUAACAACAUUAUAUCCUACUACUUGCCUAUCAUGCUCAACGGCAUCGGCAUCAAGGACACUGACACAAAGCUGGUUCUCAACAUUGUCUAUGCCGUCGUCGGCUGGGUUUCCUCCAUUAUCGGUUCUCGCCUGCACGAUAUCGUCGGCCGCCGGAAGAUGCUCAUGGCCACCACGGCUGGUAUGGUGGUAUGCCUUAGUAUCGUCGCUGGCUGUGCGGCUGGAUACUCAAACUACGGCAACAAGGCAGCCUCUACCGUCAGUAUUGUCUUCAUCUUCAUGUUUGGCGCCACCUUCGCCUGCGGCUUCACUCCGAUGCAACCCAUAUACCCUGCCGAGGUCGUCAGCAACAAGAUGCGAGCCAAGGCCAUGGGAACCUUUAAGGUGACGGCUGGAGCGGCCGGAUUUCUCAACACCUUUGUUGGUCCAAUCGCCCUGUCCAAUAUUGGCUACUGGUUUUACGUCUUUUUCGUGUUUUGGGACGUGUUUGAACUUGGGUUUAUCUACUUCCUUUUCGUUGAGACCAAGGGAUUUACGCUUGAGGAGCUUGAUGCCAUAUUUGAAGCUAAGAACCCUAGGAAGGCUAGUGUUGAAGCUGUAAAGGUGAGAAAACAUCUCGUUCAGGAAAUAUCAAACGCCGCUUAG
Messenger RNA from Clonostachys rhizophaga, 1575 nucleotides. Lineage: Eukaryota; Fungi; Ascomycota; Sordariomycetes; Hypocreales; Bionectriaceae. The record is from the annotation of a GenBank genome assembly.